AUGGCGCCGAAGCUCUCUGAAGAGGAGAUCGAUGAUCUCAUCUACUUGGCACGGGCCGGCGAGGAUGCAGAGCUCACCCAGCUGCUCAUGGAGCUGGCGGAUCGGGAGAAGGUCACUGUCGCAGAGGUGCUAGAGGCGGCCAGGGACGACGGCCAGGCGACGUGUCUGCACAUGGCAGCUGCAAAUGGGCAUUCGAAAACCGUUACACACAUCCUCUCGCAGUUGCCUGCGUCCACAUUCGCUCCCCCAGCCCCUUCAAGCACAUCCCCCUCAGCAGAAGACUCCACCUCCUCCUCCUCCUCACAGCCCAAAGCCUCCUACAUCAACCUCCCCAACAGCUACGGCAACACGGCGCUGCACUGGGCCUGUCUGGGUGGCCACCUGGACACGAUCAAGCUGUUGCUGUCGCGGGGGGCCAACCCCACCGUCGCCAACGACAAGGACCAGAUCCCCCUGGACUGCGCGGCGUUCAACAACCACAUGCACGUCGUGGAGCACUUCCUGAGCCAGAGCCGGCAGAAGGAGGAGGAGAACGCCAAGGAGGGUGGCCUGGAGCAGGCCGCGGUGGACAUCAAGAUGCAGGACGGUGAUGAGGAGGUCGAAGAGGCGGCCGAGAAGGCGGGCAGCUCUGCGUAA
This is a messenger RNA of Neoarthrinium moseri, 636 nucleotides long. RefSeq lists its product as uncharacterized. Lineage: Eukaryota; Fungi; Ascomycota; Sordariomycetes; Amphisphaeriales; Apiosporaceae. Bases 1 to 636 code for a protein of 211 amino acids. Gene Ontology annotation, molecular function: protein binding. The record is from RefSeq and is a predicted model, not a curated record. The transcript is spliced from 2 exons.